This is a messenger RNA of Trichomycterus rosablanca, 2941 nucleotides long. RefSeq names its product proline-serine-threonine phosphatase interacting protein 2 (gene pstpip2). The record is from RefSeq and is a predicted model, not a curated record. NCBI's taxonomy places the organism in Eukaryota, Metazoa, Chordata, Actinopteri, Siluriformes, Trichomycteridae. Gene Ontology annotation, molecular function: actin filament binding. The coding region runs from base 41 to 1036 and encodes 331 amino acids. Gene Ontology annotation, cellular component: plasma membrane; actin filament; cytoplasm. The transcript has 15 exons. Gene Ontology annotation, biological process: actin filament polymerization.
AGUGCUCAUUAGUCACAGUCGUUCCUCUCACUGCUUCAUCAUGAGAGAGCUGCACUUUAAAGACAACUUCUGGAGCAGCGACAUUACCAGCACGGCGGGAUACGACGCCAUCAUCCAGCACCUGAACGAUGGUAAGAGGACGUGCAAGGAGAUCGAGGACUUCAUGAAGGCCAGAGCCGCCAUCGAGGAGAAAUAUGCCAAGGAUCUGCUGGGACUGUCCAAAAAAGUGUGCGGCCACAACGAGAUGAAUACACUGAAGAGAUCACUUGACGUUUUCAAAUUGCAGACCGAACAGGUCGGCUUCUCACACCUGCACUUGGCCCAGGCCAUGAGGGACGAGGUCAAAAAGUUAGAGGAGUUCAAAGAGAAACAGAAAGAAGCAAGAAAAAAGAUGGAGCAGCAGAUAGACGCGCUGCACAAACAGAAAGCAACGCAGUACAAGAAAACCAUGGAGACCAAGAAGACGUACGAGCAGAAAUGUCGUGAUAAAGAAGAAGCUGAACAGGCCAUGAAUCGAAGCGCCGGCGCCAGCAACAGCAAACAGCAGGAGAAGCUUUUUGCCAAAGCUCAGCAGGCCAAGCAGUCAGCAGAAGAAGCUGACAGGAUGUACAACCAGAGCGUGUGCGUUUUGGGGAAGAUUCGGGAGGAGUGGCUCAACGAGUUCGUUAAAGCGUGUGAGAUGUUUGAGAAACAGGAAGUGGAGAGGAUCAGUGUGUUGCGGAACGUGAUAUGGACUCACCUAAAUCAGCUCUCACAGCAGUGUGUGACCAGCGAUGAGCUUUAUGAGGAUGUCAGGAAAUCUCUGGAGCAGUGUAACAUCCAGGAGGACAUCGAGCACUUCAUCAACUUGAGAAGAACCGGAGACAAACCUCCAGCUCCUAUACAGUACGAGAACUUCUACUCCAAUCAGAGAGCGGUUCCUACCCGACAGCCGCCGUCUUUAACCCGGAGAGCUGCACCCCAGUUACCCAACGCAGGAGGUGAUGUGACCUAUGCGACUAUAGAAGAUCCAGGAUACAGUCUGAUUAAAUACUAACAGAAAGGACGAGAGACGCUGCACCCCACCAUGCUGAACACUGCUGUAUUCACUCAUUCACCUGCUGUUAAACACAUAUUAAUCCCUUCACACUAAACACACCAUGUUUCUGUAACGAUACACACACAGUAUACACACACGUAUACACACACGUAUACACACAGUAUACACACACACACCGUAUACACCGAAUACACACACACUGUAAUACACUGUAUACACACACACACUGUACACACACACGUAUACACACAGUAUACACACACUGUAUUCACCGUAUACACACACUGUAUACACCGUAUACACACACACACCGUAUACACCGAAUACACACACACUGUAAUACACUGUAUACACACACACACUGUAUACACACACGUAUACACACACACUGUAUACACCGUAUACACACACACACGUAUACACACACUGUAUACACCGUAUACACACAGUAUACACACACACUGUAAUACACUGAAUACACACACACACAGUAUACACACACUGUAUACACCAUAUACACACACUGUAUACACCAUAUACACACACAGUAUACACACACUGUAUACACAUACACAUCAUACACACACUGUAUACACAUACAGCAUACACACUGUGUACACACUCCAUAUACACACACUGUAUACAUUGUAUACACACACACCAUAUAUACACACCGUAUACACUGUAUACACACACCAUAUACAAACCCUGUAUAUACACACAUUGUAUACACACACACCAUAUAAACACACCAUAUAUACACACCGUAUACACUGUAUACACACAUUGUAUACACACACACCAAAUACACACACCAUAUACACACACUAUACAUUGUAUACACACACACCAAAUACACACACCAUAUACACACACACUGUAUACACACACCAUAUACGAACACAUCAUACACACUGAAUACACUGUAUACACACAUUGUAUACACACACACCGUAUACAGUGUAUACACACACACCAUAUACACACACCAUAUACACACAGUGUACUCUGUAUACACAUUGUAUACUCACACACCAUAUACACACAUUGUAUACUCACACACCAUAUACACACAUUGUAUACACACACACUGUAUGCAGUGUAUACACACACACCAUAUACACACACCAUAUACACACAGUGUACUCUGUAUACACAUUGUAUACUCACACACCAUAUACACACAUUGUAUAUACAUUGUAUACACACCUUAUACACUGUAUACAAGCACGGUAUACACACAUUGUAUACACACACCAUAUAUACACACCGUAUACACUGUAUACAGACAUUGUAUACACACACCAUACACACACACCAUAUAUAAACACCUUAUGCAGGCCUUUCUAACCAACAUUAAAAACAUUUGGGGUGCUACCACUGUAGCUGAGAUCUCAAGCUCUUGGGUUUGAAUCUCAGCUGAGUUUUUGACCUGACGCGAUUGGCUGUGUCUGAGGAAGGGAUGGGUCGAAGGGGCUUUGCAUGGGUGACAACAUGCAACCGGUGUUCAGCCAAUGAGCAUGUGAUCGUCUGAGGCUCUUCUCUGUCAGGGAAAUGGGAGAACUGGAAAAAUUAGACAAAUGCAAAAAAUGAAGAAAAGUAGAAAGAAGAAGGGUGGGAGGUUUUAGAUUUACACUGGAUUAUAUUAGUAGUAUAUUUAUAUUUAAGAAGUGUAGCAUAUGCUUCCAGAGCAUCAUGAUUGUGUUGAUAUUUUAUAUUUAUUUGUUUCAUUGUUUUGUUCACUCGUUUGUGCCUUAUUUACUAAAAAGCUAAAAUUUUGAUGUGGAAAACAAACCAAAGAAAAAUGAUGAGUAACGAAUGUUAAUAACACGUCGGACAGAAAGACUCAUCAGUGAUUCGAAGCUGCACUGGGUAGAAUUUUGAUUCGUAUUUAUAUCACAA